GUACAAACUGAUUUCACUCGAUCAAGUGUAUGUUUUGUACUUCGUAGUUGUAGUAGUACAAAAAAAAAAAAAACAGAGCCCAUUUUGGGCUCUCUCUAUCAGUCUAUCUCAACUGAAAAUGGACUCUUCUUCUUCUUCUUCUUCUUCAUCCUUCACCCUAAACUCCAAGCGCCCAUUGGACCCCACCAACACCACCACCAUGAUGGACCCCACCACCACACCAAAGCGGCGCCACCUUUCACAACAACCAUCAACAGAACAAAGCGUUGUCUUCCGUCUCCUCUGCCCUUCCUCUCUCGUCCCUCACCUCCGCCCCCUCCAAUCCCUCCUCCACAUCUCCCCCGAAAACAACAACGACACCGACCACUGCGUCGUCCACAUCCAAAACGACAUCGUCAACGACGGCAGCGACAAUGGCGACCAUGACCAGGAUUGCUCGCCGGCCCAGCAAGCGCUCCUGAAGGUCUUCGAGACAAUGGCAAUGGCGAAGGCCAAGGUCGGUAAUGAUGAAAAUGAAGAAGUCAACAAAGAGAACGACCCGGACCCGAACUUGAAUUCUGGCGGCGGCGGCGAGGAUAUGGGGUUGGGGAGAACGGUGUGUUGUAGGUUAUUGGCGGGGAGUAAUCAGGUGGGGUGUGUUUUAGGGAGAGGAGGGAAGAUUGUGGAGAAGAUUAGGCAGGAGAGUGGGGCCCAAGUUAGGGUUUUGCCUAGAGAUCAUCACCAUUCUCAUGACUUGAUUCAAAUAACAGGAAACUUCUCAGCUGUAAAGAAAGCACUCCUGUCUGUUUCAAGUUGUCUUCAGGAUAACCCUAGGGUCGAUGCAGCCAACUCUGGUUCUACUAAACCUUCAUUGGGGGCACUACAUGGAACUCCCCUGCCACCAUAUGUUGAUAUUCCUCAACGGGGUUAUGCAUCUAGCUUUCAUGCUGCAGAUUAUCGUUCGAGAGGUUAUUCUUCGGUUCCGGGGCCUGAAAAUAUUGGUGCUGGUCACAGAAUGGCUAUGGAAGAAGAGGUGGUAUUUAAGUUGUUAUGCCAACUUGAUAAAGUUGGUAGUCUGAUUGGGAAAGGUGGCUGUAUAAUACGAGCUUUGCAAAGUGAAACUGGUGCGUCUAUUAAGAUUGCUGAUUCUGUGUCUGACUCAGAUGAGCGGGUUGUUGUGAUAUCAGCACGAGAGAAUUCCGAGCAGAAACAUUCUCCAGCCCAGGAAGCUGUUAUUCGUGUGCAUUGUAGAAUUGCAGAGAUUGGAUUUGAACCUGGCGCUGCAGUCGUUGCUAGGCUUCUUGUUCAUUCACAGCAGAUAGGUUGUUUAUUGGGUAAAGGAGGUUUCAUUAUAACAGAAAUGAGAAGAGCUACCGGUGCCAGUAUACGUAUUUUUUCAAAGGAACAAGUUCCAAAGUGUGGUUCCCCUAAUGAUGAAGUUGUGCAGGUUAUUGGAAACUUGCAAUCCGUACAGGACGCUUUAUUUCACAUAACAGGCAGGCUUCGGGAAACCAUAUUCCCAAUGAAACCACCCCCUCCAAAUUUUUCUGCACCACCCUACAUGUCUCCUUUUGCAGAAAUGCCCCCUCCUUUGUUCAGGCCAAGACAUAACCCAGCUUCCCCAGGUAGCUAUCCUUCUCCAGUGGGACAUCCUCAUGGAGUUGAUCGUUCUGCCAUUCCAUCCCAACCCCUAGAUCACCAGCCUACAUUUUCACAUGGUAUGGAUCGCAGUGGUCCAUCUAACAUGGACCGAGUUCCCUAUCCUUAUGGAAGUGAGAGACCAGGACAUGGUCCUACUUUUGACAGACCCUCUUCUUCUCCAAGAUCUUGGAAUCCUCAGGCAGUGAGCAGUGGAAAUAAUUGGGGAGCAGCUGAUGUUUUGGGCUUGACAUCGAAAAGUGGGCCUCUUCGAAGUGGAAGUCAAGUGCCAAUUUUGACCAGCACGACUGUUGAGAUCACAAUUCCUCAAACAUUUUUGGGCCAUGUUCAUGGAGAGAACAACAGUAACUUGACUCAGAUCCAGCAGAUCUCGGGUGCGAAGGUGUUGAUUCAUGACCCAAAACCUGGGGCUAUGGAAGGUGUAGUUAUAGUAUCUGGGACCAAAGAACAAACGCAUGCUGCCCAGUGCCUUAUUCAAGCUUUUAUACUUUGUGGGCAGACACCACCUUGACAAUCCAUUCUGUUAAGUGGCCAGCUAUAUUGAUGAAGUUUUGAAGUGUGAAUAUUCCUUUUCUUUCUUUCUUUUCCUUUUUUUGCAUCAAGUGUAAAUUUUGUAGUUGAUUUUGUUCAAUGUAGCUAUGCCUAAUGUCUGUUGGUUCCUCUUUCUUGGUGAAUGAAAUAAAGAUUUCAUGUAUAGGAAUUCUA
Quercus robur (English oak) is the source of this 2343-nucleotide messenger RNA. Its product is annotated as KH domain-containing protein HEN4. Gene Ontology annotation, biological process: regulation of gene expression. Lineage: Eukaryota; Viridiplantae; Streptophyta; Magnoliopsida; Fagales; Fagaceae. Bases 119 to 2149 code for a protein of 676 amino acids. The record is from RefSeq and is a predicted model, not a curated record. Gene Ontology annotation, cellular component: nucleus; cytoplasm. Gene Ontology annotation, molecular function: mRNA binding. The transcript has 7 exons.